Geodia barretti is the source of this 636-nucleotide messenger RNA. The record is from the annotation of a GenBank genome assembly. NCBI's taxonomy places the organism in Eukaryota, Metazoa, Porifera, Demospongiae, Tetractinellida, Geodiidae.
AUGUAUGGCAAUGCGGCGAUAUCGCGCGCAUACCCCGGACUUAUAGACGCUGCAACCCUUAUCGGUGGCACGCAGAUUCAGGGCAGGGCGUCGUUCGGCGGCAACCUCUGCAACGCCACGCCCAGCGGUGACUCCAUUCCGGCGAUGAUCGCGCACAGCGCAGUCGCCCAUAUAGAGGGUCCCGGUGGUCACCGGCAUGUAGCGGUAGAGGACUUCUGCACGGGGCCUGGCAGAAAUGUACUUGGUCGCGGCGAGAUGCUAGUGUCAAUCAGCUUCCCGGCGCCGUCAAGCGGUUUUGGCGCGAACUACAUGCGCUUCAUCCCGCGCAACGAGAUGGACAUCGCGGUCGCCGGCGCGGGCACUUCCGUAGUGCUUGACAACGGCAACAUCAAGUCGGCGCGCGUUGCGCUCGCCGCUGUUGCGCCCACUCCGCUUUAUGUUUCGGCAAUAGGCGAUGCCAUAGCAGGCAAGCCUGCCAACGAAGAGACUCUGGCAGAGGCGGGACAGAUUGCCAAGGACGCUGCGAUUCCCAUUACGGACAUGCGCGGCACGAUUGAAUACAGAAAGCACCUUUGCGAUGUGCUCACAAGGCGCUCGCUCCAGAUUGCGAUUGACCGAGCUAAGGAGAAUGCUUAA